This is a messenger RNA of Nymphaea colorata (pocket water lily), 1084 nucleotides long. Its product is annotated as zinc finger protein 6-like. The record is from RefSeq and is a predicted model, not a curated record. The transcript has a single exon. Gene Ontology annotation, molecular function: transcription cis-regulatory region binding; DNA-binding transcription factor activity. The coding region runs from base 3 to 743 and encodes 246 amino acids. Gene Ontology annotation, cellular component: nucleus. Gene Ontology annotation, biological process: gibberellic acid mediated signaling pathway; trichome morphogenesis; trichome differentiation. Lineage: Eukaryota; Viridiplantae; Streptophyta; Magnoliopsida; Nymphaeales; Nymphaeaceae.
CCAUGGCAGAGACUUCUGUAGUUGGGCACCAUCUUCCUGGAAGGGAGUCAUCAAGCCAUUCCUCUCUGAAGAUUUUUGGCUUCCAAAUCUCAGAAGACCACGAAAACAAUUCACCGUCUUCCAGCAAUGUAGCCAUGGAUACCGGCGGAGUUUUCGGUGGAGAAGACCGGAAAUUCGAGUGCCAGUACUGUUUCAGGGAGUUUGCCAACUCCCAGGCUUUAGGAGGCCACCAAAAUGCUCAUAAGAAAGAGAGACAGGAACUCAAGAGAGCUCAGAUGCAGGCCUGUAGAACCCCCAAGUUGUAUGGGAUCCCAGCAUCAGCUUUUCUAGCCCCCCAUAGAGUAAGGAUUUUGCCGAAUUAUGUCCAUGACCGGAGCCGGCUUCCGUCGUUAAUCCCCGCUUCUCGGUCUGCACCCUAUGUUUACUCAGUGCAACCUGGCGGGUACUCCGUCGGAUCUCCGGUUGGUUUCCCGGCAGCAUCAGCUCAUGAACACCACUCUGUAUUUUCGUACCCGAUCACUGCCAAGCCAGUCAUCACUGGUGAUGCUCACUCCCCAUCGAUAUCUUCUUCGGCGCCCGCCUUGAAAUCGUGUAGUUCCACCCCAGGUACUAUAUCCAGUUUUUCCAGCGAAUUCUCCGGCAAGAAUGCCGGGGUUCCGUCUCUUUCAAAAUUUUCUGGGGAGAUUUCAGAUCAAGAAGUCGGGCUGGACCUACAUCUCAGCCUUGCACCAUGUGCGCCAUGAAAAAGGGUCAUGCUUCACAAAAUCCGUGGAAUUUUUUGGAAAUGGAGCUCCUUCCCUCCCCUUUGUUUCCACUUGGCUAAUUGCCUCAAGCUCGUUGGCUUAAAUUGCUUAUCAUCUGGAGUGUCUUACUGUUGUUCAACAAAUAUGCAACUCCAUCUACUCGAUCGGCUUAUCAUGAACUAGCUAGCUGUUUACUAUAAUGACGAUCUCAUUCUCUACCAGUUGUAGUUGAAUUUGUAAAAAUUCGUUUUCUAUGUAUUCUGCACAAAAAAGUAUGUGUAAAUUUCUUUCAUUUCUCGGAACAAAAAAAUGUAGAUUUUUUUUUCUUAUCUUAAUUAAGA